This is a messenger RNA of Pseudoliparis swirei, 6859 nucleotides long. RefSeq names its product solute carrier family 27 member 4 (gene slc27a4). The record is from RefSeq and is a predicted model, not a curated record. Gene Ontology annotation, biological process: very long-chain fatty acid catabolic process; response to nutrient; medium-chain fatty acid transport. Gene Ontology annotation, molecular function: long-chain fatty acid-CoA ligase activity; long-chain fatty acid transmembrane transporter activity. Lineage: Eukaryota; Metazoa; Chordata; Actinopteri; Perciformes; Liparidae. Gene Ontology annotation, cellular component: endoplasmic reticulum membrane; plasma membrane; microvillus. The transcript is spliced from 14 exons. The coding region runs from base 950 to 2881 and encodes 643 amino acids.
AUUGUGUAUCAGUGAAACCAAAUGAUAAAUGUAAAGCUUUGCCUUUUAUCUGAUAGUGUUGAAAAUGCAAUCAGCUGUUGAAAAUAACAAACAUGUAUCCUCACUUGAAUAGCUCAGGAAGUAGCAGAGACCCACAGCACUGCGUUUUGUAUUGUUUAAUAUCUGGACCUAUUAUGAACACUAUUAAAUUUAAAUGUCAGCCUCCUGCUGUCACUUAAAACUCGGCCCACGUUGUUCUGUUGCGUCACUGUGUGCGACAAGACUCGGUGUCCCGGACAAGAUGGGAAAAGGCGAGUGACGCCCUGUUCUUCCUCAUUCCAAGAUCUUCCGCGGGGUCCCUCUCCUUUUAAGCCACACCGGUCCGCAUCGGGGUCUUGUCACUACCGGGUGGAAACCCAUCACGCUUUCUGCCCGCGAGCAGGCCGGGCCGCACCGCAUUUCCUCUCCGCCAGAGCCGCAGACCCCGCCCCUGCCGGAUGGGAUGUAUGAAGAAUCGCGCUCGCCGAUUGGCUGAAGCACCUGCCCCUCAUCGCUUAUUCCUGAUGCACUGAUGGGUAGCUGACGGCGGUGGGCGGGCGCCAGCUAAGAAAAUUAUAAGGUCAUUUGAAUUACGCUUGCUAGCGAGCUUAUCGACUGCAAUGAUCCCAGAUAUGAUAUCAAUAAUUGCGACAAUGGACGGAUGAUGUUGGCGGGGUCAAAGUCGACGCGCACAGUCAGGCGUAUUUGACUCAAGCCCCACGGGAGGAGAGGAGCCGCAGCUCAUUGUGGUGUCAGAGCAGGAGGGGGUCCCGGUGCGUGUGGCUGUCUCUUCGUGCGUUUCUGUCAAGCCGAGCGAGCCGCCGCGAGGCUCGAGCGGCUAAGCCGAUCAAGGCGAGACCGCACGGAACCGGUUUCACGUCGGGGAUUGCUGCGCACCUUCACGGUGUGACGGAGUGGACGAGCUGCAAGGAUGAUGCGUCUAGCGUGUGCCACAGCCCUGCUGUUCGUGCUGAGGCUGCUGGUGGGCUUGCCUUGGUACCAGGUUCUCCCGGCCAUCCUGAUCUUCUACCUGGGAAGUGGAGGAUGGAGCUUCCUGCGGAUCUUUGCCAAAACCAUUGGCAGAGACUUACAUGCGGCAGGUGUGCUAUUGCAGGUGAAGAUGAAUGUCAGACGCCACCUCAAAAACAAGAACACCAUUCCCAAGAUCUUUGCCGAAACGGUGGCUCGCUACGGGGACAAAACUGCUCUGAUCUUCGAGGGGACUGGGGAGAAGUGGACCUUCCGACAGUUGGAUGAGUACUCCAACAGAGUGGCCAACCUGCUGCUGGAAAGGGGUUUCAAGGAUGGUGACGUGGUGGCUCUUUUCAUGGAGAACAGAUCCCAGUAUGUGGGCCUCUGGCUUGGCAUGGCCAAAAUUGGAGUGGAGGUAGCACUUAUCAACUUCAAUUUGAGACUAGAGGCCUUAGUCCACUGUGUCACCAUCUCCAAUGCCAAGGCUGUGGUGUUUGGCUCAGAGCUGAAUGCAGCGGUGUCCGAGGUCCACAGUUUAAUGGGGAAAGAAGUGCAGAUGUUCUGUUCGGGAGACUGGGACCCCAAACAAGUCCCACAGGGAACCGAGUGCCUGGAGCCCCUGCUGGAUAAUGCCCAGACUCACCUGCCAAGCCGGCCGGAACGCUGCUUCACAGAUCGCCUGUUCUACAUCUACACGUCAGGAACCACUGGGAUGCCUAAAGCUGCUAUUGUUGUGCACAGCAGGUACUACCGCAUGGCAGCCUUGGUGUAUUAUGGCUUCAAGAUGACUCCCGAUGACGUGUUUUAUGAUUGCCUUCCGCUCUACCACUCUGCAGGUAACAUUGUGGGAGUGGGCCAGUGCUUAUUACAUGGCAUGACUGUAGUCAUCAGAAAGAAGUUCUCUGCCUCGCGUUUCUGGGACGACUGUGCCAAAUACAACUGCACUAUUGUGCAGUACAUUGGUGAGAUCUGCCGAUACCUGCUGAACCAACCGGUUCGGGAGAUUGAGCAGCAACAUCGGGUGCGCAUGGCACUGGGCAACGGCCUGCGCCAGUCCAUAUGGGAGGAGUUCAUGAAGCGCUUCAACAUCCCACAGGUCGCAGAGUUCUACGGAGCAACAGAGUGCAACUGCAGCCUGGGCAACUUUGAUAACAAGAUUGGAGCGUGUGGCUUCAACAGUCAGAUCCUCCCCUUCAUCUACCCAAUCAGACUGGUGAAGGUUGAUGAGGAGACCAUGGAGCUCAUUAGGGGAUCUGAUGGCGUCUGUAUUCCCUGUAAACCUGGUGAACCUGGGCAGCUCGUCGGCAGGAUCAUUCAGAAUGAUCCUCUUCGGAGGUUCGAUGGCUAUGUCAACCAAUCAGCAACCAGCAAGAAGAUAGCCAAUAGUGUCUUCAAGAAGGGAGACAGUGCUUAUCUCUCCGGUGAUGUGUUGAUCAUGGAUGAGUGCGGCCACAUGUUCUUCAAGGACCGUACAGGAGACACUUUCCGCUGGAAAGGAGAGAACGUCUCAACGACCGAGGUGGAGGGAACUCUCAGCCGGCUGUUGGACAUGAAAGAUGUCGUUGUCUAUGGAGUGGAAGUACCAGGAUCAGAGGGAAAGGCCGGCAUGGCCGCCAUCGCUGAUCCGACUCAGAACACUGACCUGGCGAAGUUUGUGAAGGACAUGGACAAAGCUCUUCCUCCCUACGCCAGACCUGUAUUCCUUCGUUUCCUUCCGGAGGUCACCAAGACAGGAACGUUCAAGUUUCAGAAGAUGGACUUGCGUCAGGACAGCUUUGACCCGAGCGUGGUGUCGGACAGACUUUACUUCCUGGAUUCCAGAAGAGGGGCUUACGUGCAGUUGGACGAGGAGCUUUACCGCUCCAUACUGUCAGGAAAACACAAAUUGUGAUGAGCAGGCCGACCACUACAUCUAAGAACUCAUAGAUGCACACACACAAACAGAUACAGAAAAUAAGACGAUAUUGCGAGACCAGGAUAGAAUGCAGGAAUGUAUUCCCAUAAUAAAUUACACACAAUAUAUCCAAACACACUCCCUUGCACCCCUACUGGAAUGCCCAUUCAUGCCUACACACACACACACACACACACACACACAAACAUAAUGUAUUCCCAAAACCACUUUGCUCUUUGAAAUCCCUAAAAGCAGACUUAUGCACGCCACACACACACAGCACCACUCCAUCCCCAGCAACUCCUCUCGCUACCUCAGCAAACGCAGAGAGAGGCACAACCCGAGUAUUUGGUAACUUGAAGCCACCGUUCAGAGCCACACAAUCCCUGCCCACGGCGGCCUCAAGCAGUGCGCCAAUCCAUCCUGGUCCACCGAACCCUGUGUUGCUGGGGGACACGACGGGGAGAGGAGGGAUGUAUGGAGGAGUAGUCGCCUAGCUUCAGAAUGAAACAAUUAACUACAGAUAUCCACAGACUGGAUGUUGAGAAGGAAAAUGGAAUCAGUACAAAAUGAAACGUGUGUGUGUGUGGGGGGGACAACGGAGUGACCCAUGAGGACCGAGACAGCGAGACUGUUUCAUAAAACACUGGAAGCUCUACCGCCGACUUCCCCUGCACAAUCAGCACUGACCAACCUGCAUGUCAACUACAGCUUUUUGAAGUUAAUGGGAACACCAUGUGGAUGUUAGGGAUUUUUCGGAAAGCCUUUGAGAUGUAACCCACGGUUGCAGACGGUGAAUCAGACCAGUGGUUGAAUCUGAAAUUUUACUAAAGCGCAAUAGGGCUCUGGUGUCUGCAGUGCAAUAAUCAUCCGCACCACAUGAGAGCUGAUGUAAAACAAAGAUUUUUAUUUAAAUAUGUCUACAUCACACCAAAUAAAUUUAAGUUGUAGUGUUUGUUUACAUAUUUAAAAUGAUAUUAAAGUGUUGUUAUUUUAUGUUGUUGUAAAAGCUUUCUCUUUUGUCAUAGUGGAAAUUUAUCGGGUUGUUUGUGCUUCACAUGUUUCCAAGUCUGUGCUUCAGUAACUCUUGGAGUCCUCAAAAAGGAAUCGGCAGCUUUGCAUCUUAUAUCAGCUGCUGCAACACAAAGUGAUCUGAUUGGUUCAACCCUGGGCUAAACACAUAGGGCUAUUUCCAAUAACAGGACUUUUAUACUGAGCUGACAUGCAGUAUGUUCGUGGCUGUAUUGUGCAGGUUUCGUCCUCAAAGGUCGUCUUAUCCUACUGUGUGUGUGUACGUUCUUCUGCAACCUAUGAAGAAGACUGAAGAUGAAGAAGCACCAAAUCGUCUGAUCGGGGACUCAUGUUUUCAACAAAAUUCUGGUGCUAAGGAUGGGAUGUACUGCCAGAUGCAAGAGAGCCCAAAGAUUCAAAGUGGCGAGUGGGGACAUUGUCCUGGCGGAAAUGGAACGGUAGAAGACGAGAAAACGUGCUUUUUGUCAUCGAUGUUUUGUCCAUUGUUUGCAAUAUCUAUCAGGUUGUAGUAGCAUGAAUGAGCAUCAUCAACCACGCAAGCAGAGCACUGUGCCUUACUGUGAGUUCACAGCCUCGACCCACACACAGUAUCUCAUGUGCUUCCCCAUGUUGGACUUGUUGUUCAGCUUCUAUCUACCAUAAUCCCCAAGUUUGUAACCCAAGGCUGGCCUAAAUCCUGGAAGUUUAUACAUUUAUUCUGAAGAGUCCAUGGCAGUCCAGCGACUUGCGCCUUCAUCCUGCCAGGUGCAGGAAGAGGUUGGGUCAUCUCCUCGCUUGCUUCCUUUGAGUAUCCUCUGGUCUUACUUAGUCCAAACUAACCUUCAUUUGUCUUCUCGAUUUAUUUUUUGUUUAUUUUGUGGGUGUCUCAUAGAUGUUGUUCCCCCAAGUUUCUAUUGGUCAGCAUAUUUACUUUAUCUUCAUAGUUUACAUUCAUCUGUCUGCCAACUAGCCCAAUCCUUUCAAGGCGUCUCACACCUCUUCCUUGGUUCCUCUUCCCUCGUUCCUCUCCCUCUGUGUCCGUGGCGCUCCAACCCUUCGAGCCGGCACCUCUGUUUGAUCCUCACUGUCUGUCGGGUAUCGAGCCUCCAUUCUCUGCCGUUUCUGCUUCAUCUUGCUGUGAUCAUAUUCAGACGAUGGUUAAAAAAACAAAACAGUAUUUCCGAGUUAGAUUCUCAUUUAGUGUUUGAUGGAGGUUUCAUUUUUUGGGAUUCUUUGACAGGUUUGGUGACAAAGAUCCAACUACACACUCAAAACUGUUCUCCAUUAUCUUUUACCGGUGUGUGUUUUGCGUCGUCUGCCAUUACCCUAUGACUUUUUUGUCAUACUUUUGCAACUGACCACAUCUAAAGUCAUCUACUGUCCAGCCACUGACAACAGUGAAUGUGUAACUGGCUGUAGUGUCAAGGACUCAUUGUCCUUUUUUUGAGUUUUAUUGCGCCAAUGUUUGUCGCUCUUUCACUUUUAUUUAUUCUUUAAUGAUGAGUGUGAAAUGUGCUCAUGAAUGUCUGAAAAAGCAAAUGAGUGACCAAUGAGUAUGACGAUGUUGGGAAGUAGAGGUUAAGUAUCUAAGGGAACACAGGAUGGCUGUUAUGAUGCUUGUGGCUGAGGGUUGUCAACCCUGACCAGUCCCACAGCAGAUCACUCUGAAUAAGAUGUUUCCACUUCUUCUUUAUUUUUUAAUGACUUUAAAUUAUUUUAAUUUGUUUUGAAGGAAUUGUUAAUUAUACUUUGAUUGUUUGACUGCUAUUUGUAUUUGCUUUUGUUUUCUUUGCGUGAAAUCAUAACAUUUGGGAUUGUGCUAUGUUUAAAAGAAGAAAAAAAGGGGGGAAUGUAUGAGCAUGCAUGAGUGUAAGACAAUCGAAAGGCAGUUGGGUUUUUAUAACUUUUUUUAUAAAUGGAACGAGGAAACAGCCAGGGAGCGACCUUUUCUGGAUUAAAUUGGGGUAAUAAUAGAUAUUGACCAAGAUAUGACAAUUUGCCAUUUCACAGCUAAUAGACACUGUUUUAAAGAAUGUCUCUGGCAAACCAGAUGAGUCAGCUGGAGCCAUUCAGGGAGUGAUACACCUGUUUGACCAGAGGGGGGCGCUGUGUCCUCAGCAGAAAGGGGAGAGUGAACGUGUCCAUGCCAUCAUGUAAUCCAGUCUGGACGACGAAUGAAAAGACCUCAUGACUACUGUUAAACGACUGUCGAUGGCAAUGUAUUGGUCAAAAUGAAACGACACAUGAUAUAUUUAUAAAAUAGAUUCAAAUGUUUUAAUAAGCCUGUUGAUAUUAAUAGUAUUGGUUAAAAUCACUUGUCACUGUCUCAUUCAUGUAAAAUCCUCUUGGAGACAAAUUAGCAUGUGGUGUGCCACGGUGAACGAUGUGAAUAUACGUUUAUUCAGUUAAUAUCAAACAGCUCAUGCUGAAAUCAGUCAAGAUGUUUCUGAUUACACUGUAAAUAAAUAUAAAAGGACUGGUGAUCCAAGAACAAGUCACCUCUCUGGUCACAGUGAAUACGUUUGGCAUGUGGAGAUCAUGACACACCGAACUGAUCCAGAAUCCCUGGCUGUGUCUCUGGUACCGCUGUCCCUCAUGCCUCUGAUCAACAUUUUCUCACACUGCUUUUUGCACUUUUUGUUUGUCUGUUUCCCGGCUCGGUCCUCAGCGAUGCUAGAGAAGGAAACGAGUUUGUACGCGUCUGCCUAUGAGUGUGAACGUUAUUUUUUUUUUGUACUUUAUUUUGUUGUCUCGUUGAACAAGCAACAGCUCUCGCCUUGCGCGGAGUAUUGUAGGGGAGGUGUGUGAGGUGUGCUGUGUGUGUGUGUGAAACACUCACACACAGCACACUGAUGUCCUCUUGUCCACUGAAGGCUAGCUGUAUACAUCAUGCAUUUUAAGAAAAUGAGAUAAAAGCAGGACUGCAAAUGGAAAUCAUUAUUAAUAAAACCUAUUUAAAUUGUU